Messenger RNA from Coturnix japonica (Japanese quail), 9040 nucleotides. NCBI's taxonomy places the organism in Eukaryota, Metazoa, Chordata, Aves, Galliformes, Phasianidae. The record is from RefSeq and is a predicted model, not a curated record.
UAGCUCUCACACUGCUUGUGGUUAACAGGGUGUAGCGUAGACACAGACAGCUGAUCUUGCAGGCAGACCCUGUGCUCGUGUGGUUUGUCAAUACUGCUCAGGAUUUUGAUGGACUGCAAAAGAGAAAAAAGCAGAAAGGAAAAAAGAGUGUUUUAUUUUAAUGAACGUUGCAUCUUUAGUUAUGAUAUUUUUCUAUCGCAGUCUUUUUACUUUUUAAUUCUGAAACCUGAAAGCUAGGAAAGCACAGCUUCCGGGAUUUAGUAUGUGCAAUACGACAUCUUUCUGCAUCGAGAGGACGCCACCGUAGUCAAUCCAGCCUUUCUCCAAUAAGCAAGAAGAUCGUUUUGUUUUCCUCGGCAGGCGGACUCAGCCACUGCACAGGCAGAUUUUGAUAAGAGUUUGAAUUGCCUACUACUGUAUCACUGUAGAAUUUGGAGUUUGCUAACAGUGUUAGUGACUGGAGCUCAUCUUGCAUCACCAGUUGAUGACAAUUUUCUUUGUUCCCUCCCACCCAGUUGAACCAAGACUCUGUAGCUGAUACGCAAUGUCACUUACAACAUUAAUCAGAUACUGCAUUUAAGGAAUGGCUGGGUGCACUGCCCUGCUGCCACUGCACUAAGUGAUACACGCAGGCUGACUGACAGCCACGGAGUUCUCAAAAUGGCUGAGACGAUCUCGCUGAACAUGCCUGUCGAUACCACUUCUAAAAGACUCUAACUGAGGAACAGCCUGAUUUUAGAAAGGGGAGUGGAACCACUCUGGGCUGGUCUGCUCGAGGGGUGAAGAGCUUUGUUUCUGAACUCAGCACCAUGGCUGGUUGCUUUGACCUCAGCUGCGAGAGCAAAGGAGAAGGCAGUCCAUCCAAACAUUCCUCUCUUGGAUAGUCUGGUCUGCUCAAGGCAUGGAGAAGGAAACCAGUGGAGUCUAGGCCAAAACCUGCCACAUAAAGGCAAUUUUCUAGAGCUGGUAAUGCUACAUGAGUUGCUGUUGCUGCCGUUAAGACAUGAAGCUGAGGAGUAUUGACCAGAUACUGGAACGCCUUCCUUUUUUUACUAGGCAGCAUAAGCUCUUUUUCCUUACUCCUAAGGAAAAAAUACCAUGUGCCAUGAUUUGCAGAAGUGAGAUUGUCAGACUUGAGCAAAGCGUACAUAGAGUCUCACUUCAGAAACCUGGGGACUGUUUAAUUCAUUUUAAAGUUCACUGACAAUUUUCUUUAUACCUUGCAAUAACAUCACGUAAGAAGUAAUCAAUUUUCUUUGUGUACAAGUGGGUUUAUAAUAGUGAAAAGGUAAAAUCUGGGGUGUAACCGUGUUGACUUGUAAAGAAUUUCUUGCUCUGAAAGAGUACAUCCAUAAGAAGCUGAUGGGAUUGUAAAUUUGAGUAGCUCAAACCUACAUAAGGAAAUUAGUAACUUCAAUUACAGCACUGGUCAGAGAAAAAGUGAUUCUUUUUGCAGUGGAUUAGCUAGAGUUGCCCUAGGAAAACAUAAAAAUAAUAAUAAAAACAGCCAAUUUUCUUCAACUCUAUUACAUUGUCUAUAGACAUUAAACUGCCAGGGCAUUGAACAGCCAAAUAUUAAUAAGUUAAUGUCUUUAAAUUGGGGUAUGUGCUGCAUGAGUUAUUGAUGUCUUUGAUUUUCAAGACAAUAGAAAAAAAAAAAACAAAAACACAACAAAAUUAAUUAAGAGGUAGUAGGAAUUGAAAACCUAAUCUUAAAUUUGUUUCAUAUAAUCUAAAGAGAUACCCGUAUUUAUCAGUGCUCAGUAAUGCAUGUUUUUUUACUUCUUUUAUGGGCUUAUAACAGGUUUAAUUUAAUCCACAUUAUUGUGUUCUUACUGACAAAAUGUUUGUCACAAAUACUUUAGUGGCACUUCUUUCAUCCACCCUCAUUAGUACAUACUAAUAUUUAUAUACAUGCCUAAAACGAUACUGAAGAACACUGCAUAAGCAAUACACAAAGUCCAGGACCCCAUUAAAGGUAACCUGGAUGUGAUAUGGCAGCCUGCCCCUCAGUUGUGUUCCAGAUGUUCUGCACCUGACUCAAGGCCCAGCUUUUUCCUCAGCUUUGUGAUUCCAAGGACGUGAGGAAGGGGCAGAGAGACAGAAUAGAUGUGGGGAGGCCGUACUGAAUCUAUGGGAGGAUCUGGCUACAUCAAAUCCAACUAAUUCCCUUGUUUAGGCAAACAUUUGUGGGUGCUCCUGGAGCACUAGCAGCACUGCAGUACUUGUUUCCUGAGGUGAUAAAUAAUUGAAGCAAUACACACAGUGGGGCAAACAACUGCUUGAAAGAAGUGUCUCCAUGAAUCCCUGUGAAUUUCCGCAGUCAGAUAAGGAAGAGAAGGUGACUGCAGAUUUACUUAGGGAUCCGAACAGAGUUUAUUUCAGGGAUGAUCGUUUGAAGGAAAUACCUCCUCUCUCCUUUCUGUGGAUUUGCAGUUCAGUGCUGAGCUGCUUUUCUCCACACACCUUUCUUUAUACCAGAAAAGCUCUGAAGGACAGCAAACAAAAUCCUUGGUGAGGUCUAAGGGGACACGAAGACGUGGACAAAACCGCACUAAUGGUUACAGAGCAAAGGGCCGGACAUUAGGGAAUCGUUCUCAAUUCACAGCAGUCGCACAUAAACAAAUCGCCGCCACGUUCAAUGUCACAGACAGACGCGUUAGCGAAGCGCGGGGCAUUUGCAGCAGAACAAACGCGAGACGCAGCGCGGCAGCCGAAUCCAUCCCGUAUUUCACAAGCCACGGGCAAAUCCCAUUACCGGGAUUAGCGCCGCAAAAUGGCGGCGGCGCCCUCCCGCCUCGCGCCGGCGGGUCCCGCGCUGCAGGCCGCGCGCCGCUAGAGCCGGCACCUGUCAGUGCAACGCGGCGGGACGCGCCGCCACCGCUCCGAGCCGCUGCCGCCCGCCCCCUGCCCUGGAAGACCCCGCAGGCGUGGUUCAUAGCCGCCAUGUAGCUCAAAACAGUACAGGCAACUGGUCCGACUGUUACUCUGUUGAUGCUACCAGCUGGUCUGUCAAGUUUCGGGCCUGAACGGGAGUAACAGAGUCUGUCGCCGUGUGUCUUGGAGUGCACUUUCCUGACAAUAGAUUUCAGAAGUUCAGCGGGAAUUAAAAGUAGUAAUCCUGGAUUGCAACUUUGAUGACAGUCAUGUCCCAUUCAAAGGAUCUCAAGGACGACUUCCAUAGUGACACUGUACUCUCUAUUUUAAAUGAGCAGCGCAUUAGGGGUAUUUUAUGUGAUGUCACCAUAAUUGUGGAAGACACCAAAUUUAAAGCCCACAGUAAUGUGCUAGCAGCUUCAAGUCUUUACUUUAAAAACAUAUUUUGGAGUCGUACUAUCUGUAUUUCGGGUCAUGUACUGGAAUUAGAUGAUCUCAAAGCUGAAGUGUUUACAGAAAUACUGAACUACAUCUACAGCUCCACAGUGGUUGUUAAGAGGCAGGAGACUGUAACAGACCUUGCAGCUGCAGGGAAAAAGCUGGGAAUAUCAUUUCUUGAAGAUCUUACAGAUGUUAAUUUUUCAAGCUCCCCCUGCCCUUAUGCAUACUGUGUUAGUGAGAAGGGGUCUGUCAAAGAGGAAAAACAUGAAAAGAGACACGAAGACUCUGCAGUGACAAAUGGACCACGAAUUACAAAUGCAUUCUCAAUUUUUGAAACAGAAAAUAGUUUGUUUUCUCCACUUGAUUUGAGGGCAAACUUUAAAAAGGUAUCCGAGACAGCACAAACCACCAACGUCAGCCUUGACAGAAGCAACACUUGCAAAGAUGCAGAGCCAGGCAGUACAUUGGCAGAGCACUCCUACGCCGUUUCUUCAGGGGGAGAUACUUUUCAAGCAGCGCCUCGCAUUGAACAGGAAAGCAGCUCUUCAUACAGUGCAGGUGAAGACCACUAUGAAAAUCUCCGAGCUACACCACUCAUUCAGCCAGUAAAACAAGCAUGUAGUACUACUCCUAAAGCAGCCUUCAAGUCCCAGGGUACUGGUUCGGCUGUAGCAAAAGUACCAGCCUCUGCGGUAGCCAAUGCAGAAGCCCAGCCUGAAACAGCUAAUGAUCAGAGAAUUAUUUCCAUUCCAAAACCUCAGAAUAAAGCAGGAGAUCUCCAUUUGUCCAGAGAAGAAGAAAACACAUCUGCUAAUAUCUCUGGAUCUGUGACAACUGUUGUUACACCUGCUUACAGCUGUAACUGCUGUGCAAAAUCAUUCAGUGACAGGGCGUUACUCAGUACUCAUCUUCAACUCCAUUCAGAGCAUCAAGAAACUUUCAUAUGCAAAUACUGCAGCAAACAAUUUGCAAAUCUAAAUAUACUGGAAAGUCACGAACAAGUCUGUGUGAGAUCAAGUAGCUUAUCUGUUCACAGUGGGAAUGAACAAAAUUUUUCAGAUAAUUAUACUGCUACGGAUGGAAGGAAUGAGAGUUCAUAUGCAAACACGGAGCCUCUAUUGUCUGAAAACAGCAUAACUGAUUAUUCUAAUGCAAACUGCGCUUUACCAGAAACGGAUCACUUGGUUAAAGUUGUUGAUGGGCAGAUAUUAUACACUUGCAUAGUUUGCAAACGUAGUUAUGUAACACUGUCGAGCCUUCGAAGACAUGCAAAUGUGCAUUCAUGGAGAAGAACGUACCCGUGUCACUACUGCAACAAGGUAUUUGCAUUAGCUGAGUAUCGCACAAGACACGAGAUCUGGCACACUGGAGAAAGGCGGUAUCAGUGCAUUUUCUGCCUAGAGACUUUCAUGACUUACUAUAUACUAAAAAAUCAUCAGAAAUCUUUCCAUGCAAUUGACCAUCGUCUCUCAGUAAGUAAGAAGACUGCCAAUGGAGGCUUAAAACCAAGUGUGUACCCAUACAAACUUUACCGACUUCUGCCCAUGAAGUGCAGGCGACUACCGUAUAAGUCCUACCGAAAUUCUACGUAUGAAAACGUUCAAACAAGUAGCCAAGUUAACGAAACUGCUUCUAGUAACUGCUUCAUUCAGAGUUCAAUUAGUUCUGAGCUGCCGCCACUGAAUUUUCAAAGUAAUAUAUUAACAAACAACAGAACUCUUGUAUUGGACACUUCUUCAUGUAAUGAUACAGCAUCUUCCACUAAUCCUCAGAACUCUUCCUCCUGGGGAGUAGGUAUCUUAAAUUCUGAUCUGCAAAGAGACUUAUUCACAGCUGACAAAAGAGUUCCCACUGCUGCAAAAGACUCUGGUUCUCACGAGUAUGAUUCCUCAGUCGUGUCUUUAACUAAUGUGAAAGAAAAUUCAACCUCUGUAAUCAGUUACAGCAGUUCUGCACCCUCUGUUAUAAUGCACAGUAGCAGAGUUUCAUCAGUAAUAAUGCACAGUAAAACAAUCACUUCUGUAGAAAACAGUAAGACAGAAUCGUCUAAUAGUGUACCUAGUCAACCUGCAAGUGAAGAUUGUAAGUAUGGGUCAGAUAACUAUGGAAAAUGUAUUACAAAAUCAAAACCUAUUAAGGAGAAAAAGAAAGCAGUGCUGUGCAACAAAGCAGAAGCAGCUGAGGAUAUGGAGCACAUCCAAGGAUCUGGAGGUUCAUCUAGCAAAACCACUAAUACUUCUGAAGAGUCGAGUAAAACUGAGACUUACAUUGCAAAGCCUGCCUUACCUGGAACAUCUACUGACAGCAAUGUUGCUCCUCUUUGUCAAAUAACAGUAAAAAUUGGUAAUGAGGCUAUUGUUAAAAGGCAUAUAUUAGGAUCUAAGCUAUUCUGUAAAAGGGGACGAAAAUCUAAGCACGAGUCCAAACAGGACAAUCUAAAUGAGGAGUCAGAAAUGGAGAUAAAAGAGAAAAGCCCGUCUAGGCUGUAUAGCUCAGAAUGCUUGGAGAUGACAGAAAUGUGUGAUGAUGUAAGUGAUCAGGACUCCAGUGAUAAGCCCUGGAGACCGUAUUACAAUUACAAACCCAAAAAGAAGUCUAAACAGCUAAGAAAAAUGAAGAAGACCAAAUGGAGGAAAAAGCACGGAAACAGGAACACCAUUAUGGAAAGUCACAGUACGUGCAGUCGAGAGUAUGUGCUCAGGAGCACUCCUGAAGACAAGGCAGUUAGUCAAGAGGAGAACACAGAAAUGCCCAGUCUUCAUUGUGAGCUCUGUGAAGGAGAUCAAAACUCCACUACAGAAACUCAAGAACAUGUACAUUGGCACGUAUCUACUUCAAAGCCUUACAUUUGUGAAUUAUGCCAAAAACAAUUUCAAAGUCCAUCCACAUUAAAAAUGCAUAUGAGGUGUCACACAGGGGAAAAGCCCUUCACCUGCAAAACGUGCGGUAAAUGUUUUUCAGUCCCUGGAAAUUUACAGAAACACGAACGUAUUCACCUGGGCAUCAAAGACUUUGUCUGUCAGUACUGUAAUAAGGCAUUCACUUUAAAUGAAACACUCAAAAUACAUGAAAGAAUUCAUACUGGAGAAAAACGCUACCACUGUCAGUUCUGCUUGCAGAGUUUCCUCUAUCUUUCUACCAAAAGGAACCAUGAGCAAAGACAUAUACGUGAGCAUAAUGGAAAAGGAUAUGCUUGUUUUCAGUGCCCCAAAAUCUGCAAGACAGCAGCUGCUCUGGGAAUGCACCAGAAGAAACAUCUAUUCAAAAGUACAGGUCCACAGGACAGAAAAGAGCAGUUCUGCAAUGAAAGCGCUCAGCUGUUGGAAAAUCAGCAUUUCCUUGGCUCAGAAGGAAGUGAAGGGAAAACCAUACAAAAUGUAACUCCAGAAGUUGUACUCUGAGUGACAGUUGUGCAAAAGAGAAGAAAAAUACAAAACUGUAUGUUGGAGAAAAUGUAGAUGCAUCGAAUGGGGAAAAUUCUCCACACAGAUAAUUUACAAAGGUCUUCAUUUAAACAUAUAUCAAUAUAUGCAAACAAAGGAAAAAUAACGCUGAAAUGAAAAAUUUAUUAUUUGCAAUAAUACAAGCUUAAUUUGAAAGACCCCAAAUAGUUUUGGCAGAACAGACUUCUAGCAUACGUGUGGAGAGAAAGAAGGAAAAUGCAAGACCAACCAAACUCCUUCUACUUAAAGCUAGAAGAAACUAGCCACUGAACUGUUCUACAGUGCUGUUGUUCAGUCAGAAUCAUUCUGGACAAAAUAAAUAUGUAAGUUCAAAUCAUAUACUAUAGAAGGAAUUUUUGCUGCAGAAAUCAUAUGUUGCUUUUUUUUUUUUUUAACAAAAGUUAAUGUGUUUAUAAGCAAAUCGUGAUUUAGUGUAUUCUACAGUGAAGGUGGGCAAUGUUUCAUCAGUUCGGGUCUGCUGAAGUACAGUUCAGUUUUGGAGUGUUUUUCUGUAACUCAGCAUUUACAAAACAUACACAAAAGUAUAAACCUUUUUUCCUUUCUGUUCUCAGUUUUGUAGUUACCGUAUUAAGCAUUAAGUCUGAGUGCUUGUGCAGAAAGUAUGCCAGAUUAGAGGCAUCACUGGAACGUUUCAUGAAGAUUCAGUGCAAAUCGUAGUAGCCAGUCUUCCAAAUGGCAGAAGUUCUGAAUGACUGAACUGUAAAGUUGUUCAGGUCAUCUGUUGAAAGAAAAUUGUUCUCAUUAAGUAGUGUUGUUUGAAGAACUCUAUAAUACAAACGUCCACCUCCUGGUGAGUCUGAAACUGCUGUAUUUUCUUCUCAGCAGAAGAAGAGUAGAUAAGAGAGUCUUCCUCCACAUCCCGGUGUAAUGCCUGGGCUACAAAUGACAGUGCAGCUCCCAGUGAAUGCUUUGAUUUUCGGGAGGAAGAGCUAAAAAAUCAGAUUUUUGCUUCCAUGUAUAUCCCUGAGGCAGUUUCCAUAGAUAACAGGGAUAGGGCCAAUUUGUGGGAUUCCUUGUCAUCCCUGUGCCUUAAAUGCAAUAUCAGUACUUUGUACGUCCCAGUGUCUCACCCCAGGUAAGCUUCAUCUCAGUGUCCCUUGGCCAAGCAUGGUAGGCCUGGAGCAGAGAAGCAGCAGCAUCGUGUUGCUGGAAGAAGCCACGCUGGCCUUUCUGCUUCCCUUCUCCUGCCACACCACAAUGCUCCGGUGAGCCUUCUGGCUGAGCAGUUUGCAUUCACCAGGAAUCAGAGGGUGAGCUUCUGAAAGAAGACAUCACUGCAAUUAAUAGUACAGUUAGUCACAAAAUAGUGUUAAUUUAAACCAAAACAAAGAGGUUUAAAAAGUUGAAGAGGUUAAAUGUCUGCAAGUUGCAUAUUAUAUCAUAGGGCUCUGUUGUACUCGAUCUGCACUUCCAAUUUGUUAUGUACAUUCAUUGUUACAAAGUGUUAAAAGUGUUUUAAGUCUGGACAAAGGUCAGUGAACCUCAACUUAAUUCUAUGUGCAAAUAUGGUACACAAUUUGUUUACUUGGUUUUCCUGAAUAUUCUAAAGGAAAUUAUAGCUUGGGUAUGAUAAAAUUACAAUUGAAAUUAUAGUACAGUAUUGAUUGAAGUAAUAAUGUAGUCCGCUUAUUUAUCCUGUCAUUGAUGAACGCUGUGAACCCUUUGAGAAAUGUUUGGUUUCAUAGCAGUUUUGGUUCCAUUUUCAAUUAGGAUAAUAGCAGAAUAAACACAGGAAAGUAUGAUGAUGUUUCAAAGAAAGUACACGAGGAUAUUUUCUAAGUGGACUUGUAUGAUGAUGAUAAUUAUAGACCAAAGCAAAUAAGGUAGAAUAUUUAUACAUAUAAAGAUAAUUUUACAGAUAUUUUAUAUAACUGUAUAGUUCAUAAGAAAAAUAUUGAUAGCUUGUGUUAGGUUUGGGGGGGGUUUGUAUAUUUUGAUAAAAACACAAUGACUUUGUAACUCUGUAUAUUAUCUACAGUUUAUAGCAAAGGAGUUUUAAGAUGGCAAUGUCAUGUUUAUAGUUCAGUUGUGGCACUUUUACUACAAGUAACACGUUGAAGUAAUGAGUUAAGUAUUAAUGACCAAAUUAGAAUUAAAAUAAAUACUGUAUGUUGUCAAAGACUGUAAUUUGCUGCAUCUGUAUUUUUGUUUAGAAGAAAAUAUUAAAUGCAGAUGUUAAGGAUUGAUAAAGAGUCUAAUUUUAUUUUUAGAGAGAGUUAUUAUAACUGUUUUUGCUUGAUUAAAAUAACCUCUUCCUA